This is a messenger RNA of Microstroma glucosiphilum, 1596 nucleotides long. RefSeq lists its product as hypothetical. Lineage: Eukaryota; Fungi; Basidiomycota; Exobasidiomycetes; Microstromatales; Microstromataceae. The record is from RefSeq and is a predicted model, not a curated record. The coding region runs from base 1 to 1596 and encodes 531 amino acids. The transcript is spliced from 4 exons.
AUGGCGCAUCAAUGGUGGCCUCCGACGGUGUCCCUCGCCUCCUCGUCCCUAGAAGUGAUGUCUAAACACAAGCAUCCAUCCUCGUCCGAUUCCGACUUUUGUCGUGCCUCGCACGAUGCCUUUACCAUGUCCCUCUCCAUCUUCCUCUGUCUGGGCCUCGUCGUCUCUUACCUCCCGCAAAUCAUUCGGAUCAUCACCAAGAAGUCAUCGCUGGGCUUCUCGCCUUGGUACCUCUUGCUGGGCACCACGAGUGCAGCCUCUUCCUUUCUGAACGUGGUGUCGCUGCAGUGGGGCGUUGUUAGGUGUUGCAGGUACCUGUCUGCUGGUCAGUGUGCCGAAUCAAUGCUUGGAGUUGUGCAGGUGGGAACGCAGUGGAUUCUCUUCGUAUCGGUCUUCGUACUGUUCUUGGUCUACUAUCCAAAGGACCACCGCUAUGAGAGAGCCAUUGCCUUGCCCAGUCAAAAUAGGCUUCGCGCAGCGGCAGAGGAACAAGAGGCUCAGGAGGAGGGUGAUGAAGACGACGACGAGUCCAUUGGUGACAUCGACUCGAUCGGUUCCCACGUAGUCAACAACUACUCUACCAUCGACGCCAACGAGAGCGGCUUCGGAUCGGUGUCAGGAGUCAACAGCCCGGGUCAGAGCAACUGGACUGGCUAUGGCGAUGAUUCACCCGAUGCAUCGGCUAUCGCAUCGCGCUUCGCAGGCCCUGGAGACAAUACCGACGACGAUCACUCCUCGAGCGCCUUCCAUCGUCUUGUACCAACCUUCUGGCCGGUUUGGAAGGCCCCAGCCAGGAAGCAUCCAGGCCCCUCAAGAUUGGGUCCUGGUGUCCUCCCCGCUACUGGCCCCACCCCCGAGAUUGGCGUCCCCGCUUCUAGCCUCGGAGGUGGGGGACCUCACUCUCUGCCACCCAAUGCUACUUCCGCCGCCAAGGUAGGAUUUGCCCCAGACACCAGGCGGGCUUCCAGGUCUGCAUUGGCAGACGUGCCGAGGAGUUUGAGGAAGAGGAGGAGGGUCAAGCACAAGACGCCAGAGUGGAGUUUGGCUUUGGCACUGUCGUGGGUCGCUGUCCUGCACUUCGUCUUCAUUCUGCUUGGCACUCUCCUUCUCAUCUCAAGCCUACCAGCAAGCGCAUUCCCCUCGCCGCACGACACCGUGUUGCCCAUUCCAAAGCCACAAGGCAAGUCCACAUCCGAAGAGGACCUCAUCUUCAACACCUUUGGCCCUUCCUCGCGCCUCCUCGUGUCCCGCUGGGCUGCCUUCCUUGGCAUCACCUCGACCCUGCUAGCUGCAGCGCAAUACAUCCCUCAAAUCCUUCACACCUACAGGAACAAGACGGUGGGCUCCCUCUCCAUCCCAACAAUGCUCCUCCAGGUGCCAGGAACGGCCAUCUUCGUCUACUCUCUGGCCGUUCGGCCCGGAAUCGAGUGGACAAGCCUCGCUGCGUACGUCUGCUCGGGAGUGCUGCAGCUCGUCUUACUUGUGCUAUGUGUGGCUUGGAAGAGGCGGCAGACAAGGAUGGGUGUAGACGACUUUGGACGACCCCUCUUGGCUGCGAGGGAGGAGCCAGAGGUGGAUGGGCAGGGCGAAGAGUAG